CGUUCAAAGCGAUAGCAAUGGAUUCAUUAACGGUUAGUCCAAUCUUACAACACAACGCAGAUGCCUUGCAAUACAUCAGAAGGCAAUAUAAUUUGGAUCUACCUGAAAGGAUUCAAGAGUCCGUUAAUAUCUUGUCUGAUUGGAUAAAUAAACAAGACCAUCUGGUUAAGAAAAAUUAUGGCAGGGAUUACUUAGAAAGGAUACUUAUAAACUGUAAAGGUUCUGUGGAGAAAGCUAAGAUGAAAUUGGACAAGUUAUGCUCCUUAAGAACGGCAUUGCCGAUAUAUUUCGAACCAUUCGAUAGAAAACAUCCUGCUGUAAACAAAAUAGUUGAUGGGUUCUUGCCAAGAAUGACGCCCGACCAUUGUAGAGUGUUCCUCUUAAGAAACAACAUUCAAAAAUUUGAUUUCGUUCUCUUGGACUUCUACCGAGCCCUGAUUGCUAAAGUCGAGUACUUACAAACACAUGACUAUAACAAUGGGAUCAUAGUAAUUUUUGAUUAUAGAGGUUUAAACAUAUUAGACUUCAUGAAAAUUUUUAAUAUAACAGAAAUAGAAGACAACACAAACAUUAUAACGGAAGGUUAUGGAAUGAGGAUUAAAAGUAUUCACAUUAUAACGAGCUCCAAUUUGAUCGAUAUGGUUGUUUCUAUUAUAAAACAGGGUAUGAGCGAAAAAUUGGGGAAAAGAAUUAAUGUUCACAAAAGUCUAGAUUCAAUAUACAACUUCGUACCUAAAGACAUCAUGCCAGAAGAUUAUGGAGGAUCUGAGAAAACCUUGCAACAACUCCAUGAAAACUUAUUAAAUGAGCUUACUUCAUACAAAUUCAAAAAUCACUUAACAGAUAUGAGGAAUGCCUGUACCAAUGAAAUUGUACGACGUGGGAAUAUCCAAAAUCAAUACCUUGGAAUUCCAGGAUCAUUUAGAAAGUUAGCUGUUGAUUAAAUACAUGUUUUAAGAAAAACGUUAAACGACAACGACCAACGGCAGCUCUAAAAAUUUUGCAAGCUGAUUGACCAAACUUUCCUAUUCAUCUCGUUCCACUCAAUCAGCUUAUUUAAAAAUACUCGAUAUUUUAUUGGUGUAGUUAAACUAGAUUCCAAUUACAUUAAAAUUUUUUCGGCGUUUCUUAGUUUUUGGCUAUUAUUUAGUUUACAUUAAUACAGGAUUACAGAAACACUUCUAUUUUUUAUACGAGUUUACGAAUAUAAUUAUUAUGUUUAUGAAGCAAAAAAAAUCUAAAUUUGAGGUUGUUUUUCUAUUGAUUGUUUAGGAUGAUGCAUUUUCCCCGGAUCUUCCUUCGACAAGGGUCUUUUCCUACGUGGAUUACACCCUUGUCAUUGUUCGGAGUAAGAACUUGGCGGAGGUACGCCAGCUCACGGCAGCGGCAGCUACCGCCGUAGCGAACCACAAAGGGGACUCGUGGCUGCAGGUCUCUGUCACUAAGAAGGAGGCCCUUCCGUUUUAUGAGUCCCGUGGCGGAGUCUUCCUCAUCGAGCGUACAUCUCCGUUCAGCGUGUUGAGGUGGCGGUGAAAGCCCAGAUGAGAUAUCUAGGCCUAACCUUGAUGGGAGCUGGAGUUUCGCGGGCUAUUUCUCACUUUUGGCCCCGAAUCUUAAAACUGGCUCGACUUCCUUGGGGAAAAUUCUACCCAAUAUGGGCGGUCCGCGGGCGCCAUACCGGCGACUUUACACCGGCAUUGUGAUGAGUAUGGCUCUGUACGGUGCUCCCAUAUUGUCGGAGGCUCUCACCGCUAGCUCCAAGGCCCUUUUGCACAGAGCUCAGAGGACCAUUGCAGAAAGGGGGAUUGGAGGGUAUCGCACGGUCAGCUUCACUACAGCUACACUCCUGGCUGGUUACCGCUACAGCCGGAAAUACUUGCUUUUGCAUACCGGCACUGAGCGGAAGCCCCAGCCAGCUCGGAUGAGAGCUUUAUCUCAUUGAGCCCUGAUACUACGGUGGGGAGAGAGCUGUAUUGUAGCACCGCUGGGUAAAUGACAGUGGAAGCAAUUCUCCUACGCCUCGAUCGGUGAAUCACCUGGCGACACAGAACACUGAUGUUCCGCCUUGUGCAAAUUCUUACUGGGCAUAGAUGCUGCGAUGGGUACCUAAACAAGGUCGCUAGAAGGUAUGCGACUGCCUGAUGUCAUCACUAUUACGAGCUGACGAUGGACUCGGCUCGUCACAUGCUGGAGGAAUGCACUUCACGGACCCGUCGCCGUGAAGUGUUGGUUGACGCGAUUGGUGAAAACGUCUUAUUUCCGCACGUUUUAAGUGCCAUGAUCGUAGGCUGUAAGGGACUGUCCUUGUUACCCGGGAGGCCCUGUUGGAGAGGUAAUUCCGCCGGAGCAUCACGAUGAAUGCGAAAGCUUUUGGGGUGGUAGAGCCUAGCUAUGGUCAAGUUACAACUUCGACCGGGGAAGUAUCACACAAGUUCGGCGUGAAAUAGCCUUUAGUGGCUGCGUUUCGUCGUUGAGUCGUAUGAGUGAGAGAGCCGGUUGCUCUUUCCUCGUUCCCGCCCUUUCUUGCCAUUUCCUUAUACCGGAAUGUUGCGGAUAUCCAUAGGCGACGGUGACUACUGCCCAUCAAGUGGGCUAUCUGCUUGUUUGCCACUUUUAACAUAAAAAGAAAAGAAAAGAAAGAGAUCCUGUUAUGUCCUACUAUGGCGAGGAGGGUAGUCGUUGGUUGUUUCAGUGGGUAAAUCGGCAGGCUUACGAGGCUAAACAUCUUGCCGGGAGCCCCACAUAACCAACCCGUAUAUCAGGCCUGGCCAAAGGGGGGAUUAUGCAAUAUAUUUUUUCAAACGUUUAUAAAAAAGAGAUGAUUAGCAUUCCAGUUCAAUUUUUAUUACAGUUAGGUGGUAUUUAACUGGAUUAUAUUAUUUAAAUUAUAAGAACAAGGAUCUUUGGUUAUUAAAACUCAAACUUUAACCUGCGGCCUCUCGCUAAACAAGGGACGCAAUAGUUACCUACAUCUCGUAAAGUUUAAUACAUUAGUUACAAGACAGUACGAUUAGACUCUAUCACAGAAAUUGUAAUCUCCAUUAAUCCUCUCAAUCUCCAUCUUGAGUUGAGAUUGAUAAGAAGUAUAUUUGGGUAUACUAUGUACAACUUAGCGUUUCUAAGUUUCGAUUACCCUUCGUUGAAUUACUUUUCCAAGUAAGGUCGACUUUGAUAGUUUGGAACAUUUUUUUUUUUUAUUAUUUUAUCUUUUUACUUCCUUAGUUCCUGGAUUCUUAUCAUUAUUCUGAAGAAAUUCUAAAAUUACCUUUAAUGCACUUAUUAUUAGAAAACUGCGACCGACUUUCAUUGGGUGACUUUAUUUUGAAGAGUUCAAGAGGCUGGAACCGAGAUUAUGAAACGUUUAAGUAAAUUGCCUGUAUUAAGAAUUAAGAAAAGUCCAAUUUAAAAUCGUGGAUUAUACGUGUAUAUUCUAUACUUUUGGAAAUUGUUAAGUAUCUUAUCUGACGUACUUUUAAAUCUGCAAAUAUAUUUUAUAUAAAAGCAUGAUAAGUUAUUUUAUAAGUCCACAAAGGGUUUAAGGUUUUACAUAAUGCCAAGUGUUGAGGCACCUUCAUUUUAUUUUUUGUUUAUUAAAUAAUUAAUAAAAGUUUAUCAAGUGUG
This is a messenger RNA of Danaus plexippus (monarch butterfly), 3621 nucleotides long. Its product is annotated as alpha-tocopherol transfer protein-like. The coding region runs from base 18 to 944 and encodes 308 amino acids. The record is from RefSeq and is a predicted model, not a curated record. The transcript has 6 exons. Gene Ontology annotation, cellular component: membrane. Lineage: Eukaryota; Metazoa; Arthropoda; Insecta; Lepidoptera; Nymphalidae. Gene Ontology annotation, molecular function: phosphatidylinositol bisphosphate binding.